Penicillium griseofulvum is the source of this 1290-nucleotide messenger RNA. RefSeq names its product arginyltransferase. The coding region runs from base 1 to 1290 and encodes 429 amino acids. Gene Ontology annotation, biological process: protein arginylation. Gene Ontology annotation, molecular function: arginyl-tRNA--protein transferase activity. Gene Ontology annotation, cellular component: cytoplasm. Lineage: Eukaryota; Fungi; Ascomycota; Eurotiomycetes; Eurotiales; Aspergillaceae. The transcript is spliced from 8 exons. The record is from RefSeq and is a predicted model, not a curated record.
AUGCAACGGGUUGACGCCGAACGCGCGCGAGAACUGUCUUUAUUCCGCCCACUGGGUGAAUCGUACUACACCAGUUCCACGUCCGUACUCCCGGAGCAUUAUGAAGAACUAAUCAAUUGCGGUUGGCGACGAUCGGGAAAUCUUUACUACAAGCAAAAUCUGCUUCGGUCUUGCUGUCCUCACUAUACUUUGAGACUAGAGGCAACCGCUUAUCAGCCCCGCCGCGAUCAACGCAAAGCCAUCAACAAGUGGAACAAAUUCAUCUUAGGCCCCGAGUAUAUGCGAAAGGCAGCCCGGCUUUGUCCGCGAACACGCGAAGAAAAAAAGCACCGCAAGUGCAACUUCGACCUUCUGUCAGCUGUCCAUCAAAGCGAGUACAACCACGUCAAACGGCCAAUUGAUCCUGCCACCAAGCUUCCCAUUGAACCAGCGCACCGUUUUGAAAUUACCAUUGAAGGUGACUCUGUGUCUCAGGCAAAGUUCGAGCUGUUUCUUAAGUACCAAACGGCCAUCCAUAAGGAGGAUGUCUCUCACUGGAAGCCCAAGGACUUUCAACGCUUCUUAUGCACAGGCAUCAAACGAACUCCGAAUCCCCUAACGGCCACCAAUGCUUCUGAGAAGAAACUCGGGUCAUGGCAUCAGUGCUAUCGUCUUGAUGGCGAGCUCAUUGCUGUUGCAGUAUUGGACCUAGUCCCCAAUGGUGUCAGCUCCGUCUACGUCUUUUACGAUCCCGCCUAUGAGCAAUGGGAAAUCGGCAAGCUGAGCGCUAUGCGGGAAAUCGCCUUCUCAAUCGAAAAUCAGUAUCUGUACUACUACAUGGGCUACUACAUUCAUACCUGCCAGAAGAUGCGUUACAAGGCCAAUUUCCGCCCCCAGUACAUCCUUGCAUCUGACCCUUUUCUCUGUUACUCAGACCCUGAAUCCUGCAACUGGGACCCGCUUGAUGGCGAAUUGACAGAGAAGCUUAAUUCCCGUUCUUAUGUCUCUUUGUCUCGGGACCGGUCAUCCUCUCCUGCGCCUGAGGCCCCGAAAAUUGACGCCGACCUAGAGCAGGUUUCCCUCUUCGAUAUCGGUAUGCCUGGUGUCCUUACUGUCCCCCAAGUGGAAGCACUGGACCUGGAUCAUUGGCUGCUGUUCUUUAACAACAACUUUGUUCAUAUGAAGGAUCUGGUUAAAUGGGAAACCAUGUCAAUGACUUCGCCUAUGUCUAUCAAGGGAAUCGUUGCCGAGUUGGCCGCGGUCCUGGGCCCUGAAAUCGUCCGAAACAGCGCAGUGGACUUGUUCGGUUGA